AUGGAGCUUGCCAUAUCUGCAGUAACAGGUGAACUCGUGAGCCGAUUCAUCUCCUUCCUUGCUGACAAGUAUCGCUCGCCCCACCGCGCAGAGUUGGAAGAGAAGCAGUUGAAGAGGCUGCACCAACUUCUGCUGAGAGCCCGCACAGUCGUCGAAGAGGCAGAUAGGCGGUACAUCACCAACUCCGGUAUGUUGGCGCAGCUCACCAUGCUCGCCGACGCCAUGUACCGAGGCUACUGGGCACUUGGGGCGUCCGGGUACAUGUCGCUCGAAGAGACAGAGACUACUCCCGUGGAGGAGGAGGAUGUGGGGGAAGUUCGCAACUCGUCUCCUCCCAAACGUCUCUGCAUGGUUCGUGGCAACGCUAGGACGAACAAGUCUAUGUACCUUGUCGACUUGCAAGGCGAGGUGGAGAGCUUGGAGGAUGUAGUCGCCGACAUGAUGGAGUUCGUUGUUCUUUUGGGCGGGUGCGAACGUAUGCUGCGUCGACCAUACGACACAUACCUUUACAGUGACAACAUCAUGUUCGGACGCCACGCCGAGAAGCAAAAACUCCUGAACUUCAUGCUAUGGCACAGCUCAAACUCGCCCGGUGGUGCUCCGGCUGUUCUCCCGGUCAUCGGUGCUCCUGCAAUCGGGAAGAGGACUCUCGUUGCCCAUGUAUGCAAGGACCAAAGGGUCAGUUCACACUUCUCUUCGAUUCUGCACCUGAAUGGAGAUUCCUUCUGUAGAUUUGCAGACCAUGGUAGUCUCAUGUCAGGGAGGAUACUUGUAGUUGUUGAGCUUGUUUCAGAGGUCGACCAGGAGGACUGGGACAGGUUCCGUUCAACCGUAGGAACAAGCAUGGACAGUGGAAGCAAGGUGAUCAUCAUCAGUCGGCUUAAAAGUUCAGAGCGGCUCGGAACGGCGGAGCCAAUCUUCCUCACCACCCUGUCGUACGAGGAGUUCAGCUACCUUUUCAAGACACUCGCAUUCGGGAGCGCAAACCCCAUGCAGCACCCGCGGCUGGCACGGAUUGCAGACGAACUAGCCAGGGAGUUUCGGACAGAAUGGUCACUCAUCGCAACGAACAUGUUAACGGAUGUAAUGAGAAGGAAUCUGGAUGUCCGUUUCUGGCUCGGCAUGCAGAGCAGGCUGAGAAAAUAUGUGGAGAGGAACUUGUCCAUGUUUGGGGAGCACCCGAGGUUGCUCGUUGAGAGACGCCACCAUAUAGACUUUACAGACUUUGUCUCGCAUCCUGCUUCUCCACUCCGCAUCCUGCUUUCCAGUACCAGUGGCAGCAGCCGCACUGAAGUUACGGUGGAAAGGGAAUUGCUACCAAGGGUGAGGCUUGGGGAUCUUGUGAUGGAUCCUGAAAUUAGGCCACAAGGGGAUUUCAAUGUGGUUACAUGGGAUUCAAGGUUGCCACCUUACACCUUGUUUGUCCAUUUUGUUCCAAAUGGAAAUGGUGCUCCAGGUGUGUCAGAACAGAGUACUCCCCUGUCUGGGAGGAAGCGCCCAGCAGUGCAUUUGUAA
Aegilops tauschii subsp. strangulata is the source of this 1515-nucleotide messenger RNA. RefSeq names its product disease resistance protein RGA2-like. Lineage: Eukaryota; Viridiplantae; Streptophyta; Magnoliopsida; Poales; Poaceae. The record is from RefSeq and is a predicted model, not a curated record.